UCUGGCCGCUCGAUGAUGACUGGUACAAGGGUGCCAUCACCGCCUACACCGAACCAACCAAGAAGCAUUCCGUCAAGUACGAUGACGGUGAAGCAGAGGACCUUACCCUAGCUGAUGAAAGGAUCAAGUUUUUCAUUUCAUCCGACGAAAUGAAGUGCCUCAACCUCAAGUUUGGAAUCUCCAACCUGGGUAAGAAGGGAUACGAUGAGUUGCUUGCGCUUGCUGUCAGCUUUCAUGACUACCAAGGUCUUGACCCAGGUGAUCUAGUGUGGGCUAAAAUAACAGGUCAUGCAAUGUGGCCCGCUGUUGUGGUGGAUGACUCUGAUGUUCCUGCUAAGCGAGCGAUGAAGCCAGUUCGGUUAGAUCAAUCGAUAAACGUUCAAUUCUUUGGUACACAUGAUUUUGCGAGGAUUAAGUCCAAGCAGGCGGUGCCCUUUCUGAAUGGCCUUCUUUCUUCCUUGCAUCUCAAAUGCAAGCAAGCAAGCUUCUGCCGAGGCUUAGAAGAAGCCAAGGAGUUCCUCCUCACACAACAGCUUCCAGAAAGUAUGCUGCAACUUCGGAAAUCUAUUGAAAAGGAUGGUUCUGAUGUUAAUUGCCAAGACGAUGCGAUAGGCUCUUGUGAUAAUUUAUCAGAAGAUAGAGCAGAAGAAAAUGAAGAGGAUGCUGAAAUAACUCAAAUAGAACUAGGGAAUCUUCGUGUCAGCAAGCUAGGCAGGAUAGUAUCUGAUUCAGACCAUUUUCAUAACAAAAUGCAUAUAUGGCCUGAAGGUUAUACUGCUUUCAGGAAGUUUACAUCAGUAAAAGAUCCACAUUUAGUAACAUCUUACAAAAUGGAAGUACUGAGGAAUUCCGAUAUAAAAGCACGGCCGUUGUUUAGGGUGAUCUCUGAAGAUGGAGAUCAGAUUGAUGGCGCUACGCCUAAUGCAUGCUGGAAGGAGAUAUACUGCAGGAUAAAAGAAAAACAGUGCGAUGCUGCCUCUGAAUUGGAAGGAAAUGUUUGCCAGAGAUCUGGCUCUGACAUGUUUGGUUUUUCAAAUCCACAAAUUAAGCAGCUUAUUCAGGAGUUGCCCAAUGCAAGGUCAUGUUUGAAAUAUUUUGAAAAUGGUGGGGAUACCCUCCGUGGUUACAGAGCUGUUCAUGUUAAUUGGAAAGACCUAGACUAUUGCAAUGUUUGUGACAUGGAUGAGGAGUAUGAAGACAAUUUGUUCUUGCAAUGCGACAAGUGCCGUAUGAUGGUUCAUGCUCGGUGCUAUGGUGAACUUGAACCAUUGGAUGGAGUACUUUGGCUAUGCAACCUGUGCCGACCUGGGGCACCUCGCGUGUCCCCACGAUGCUGUCUAUGUCCAGUCACAGGGGGUGCAAUGAAACCUACGACAGAUGGCCGUUGGGCUCAUCUAGCAUGUGCUAUAUGGAUUCCUGAAACUUGCUUAAAAGACGUAAAGAGAAUGGAGCCCAUUGAUGGAUUAAGCAAAAUCAACAAGGACCGCUGGAAACUUCUAUGCAGCAUUUGCAAUGUUGCUUAUGGAGUUUGCAUACAGUGUUCUCAUCCUACUUGUCGAGUUGCAUAUCACCCGCUCUGUGCACGUGCUGCUGAUCUUUGUGUCGAGCUUGAAGAUGAUGACAAUGCCAAUAUCCACCUCAUGUUACUUGCUGAAGACGAGGACCCGUGUAUUCGUCUACUCUCGUAUUGCAAGAAGCAUAGACAACCAUCUACUGAACGUCCACCUCUUGAAAGUGACCUUGGCAACCCUGCUCAGGUAGUUCAGGCAGAUGCGGCUUCAUCAUCUGGUUGUGCAAGGACAGAGCCCUAUAAUUUUCACCGGAUAAGGGGACAACAGCAACCUCAAGUUACAGCUACUGCUUCUGUAAAACGCUUAUAUGUGGAGAAUAUGCCUUAUAUUGUUAGUGGCUACUGCCAAAAUAAAAUAGGCUGUGAUACUAGCUGUGAACCAAUUCAAGCAGUUGGCUCUUUGGAUGCUGUGUCGCAAGAGGCUGUUGUCAACGUUUCUUCUAUGGUUGGAAAAUAUAAAAGCAUGAAGGCCACAUUCAGGAGGAGACUGGCUUUUGGAAAAUCAAGAAUUCAUGGAUUUGGUGUUUUCGCAAAGGUUGCACACAAGGCAGGAGAUAUGAUGAUUGAAUACAUAGGAGAGCUUGUCAGGCCACCAAUAUCAGACAUCAGAGAGCGGCGUAUAUACAAUUCUUUAGUGGGUGCUGGAACAUAUAUGUUCAGAAUAGAUGAUGAGCGCGUUAUUGACGCUACACGAGCAGGAAGCAUAGCCCAUUUGAUCAACCACUCUUGCGAGCCUAAUUGUUAUUCUCGGGUCAUAAGUGUUCUUGGGGAUGAGCAUAUCAUCAUUUUUGCGAAGCGGGAUAUAGACCAAUGGGAAGAGCUGACUUACGAUUAUAGGUUUCUUUCGAAUGAACAACAGCUUCCUUGUUAUUGUGGAUUUCCAAAAUGCCGUGGAGUUGUUAAUGAUGUAGAAGCAGAGGUGCAAUUAGCCAAAAUAAGGGUUACCAGAAGCGAAUUAUUUCCGCAAAAGGACUAAUGGUGAGUAUUUGGAAAUGUCCCAGGCUUGGAUUUACCGAACUGAGGACUGGUGCUGCCGGUUCUUGCUGAGAUAAUUCUCAGAUUGACCGUCUACUUUUUUAGGAAUGCUGACGAUUCAUUUCUCACAUUGUUGUAGAUGGAAUGCCAGUGUAAUUGUAUAGAAAUUCAGAAAUAGGUCCGGCAAUCCAAUAUGCAUGAUUGGGAACCAUAAUCAACAUUGGUUAUGGAGAGCAUCAAAAUAUUCAGAGUUUACAUGUAAUUCGGCAAUUCAAUGUUUCGAGUGUGCACUGGUUUGACCAGUAAUCGAAAAGACUUUGUUGCAGAGUCCA
Messenger RNA from Lolium rigidum, 2877 nucleotides. RefSeq names its product histone-lysine N-methyltransferase TRX1-like. Gene Ontology annotation, molecular function: protein binding. Gene Ontology annotation, biological process: regulation of transcription by RNA polymerase II. Gene Ontology annotation, cellular component: chromatin; nucleus. Bases 150 to 2546 code for a protein of 798 amino acids. The transcript is spliced from 23 exons. Lineage: Eukaryota; Viridiplantae; Streptophyta; Magnoliopsida; Poales; Poaceae. The record is from RefSeq and is a predicted model, not a curated record.